This is a messenger RNA of Durusdinium trenchii, 1009 nucleotides long. The record is from the annotation of a GenBank genome assembly. NCBI's taxonomy places the organism in Eukaryota, Dinophyceae, Suessiales, Symbiodiniaceae.
CUUGUUUUAGAUUUUUAGCCGGUGGAACACUCUUCUUUUUGUUGGCCCGUGAGAGCUGUGCUUAUACCUUUUACCAGGUCGUUUUUCUCAGUCCCGGUGACUGCCAUGGCCUGGUUCACCUGGUUCCGCUCGGCCACCAGCUCCUCACGGCCUGUCUCACGGCGCUCGGCACGGAAGCAGUACCGAAAAGAGUACCUCCUGGCCUUCCUGAAGGCCAAAGGCUUCAAGGAUCCACUCUCUGCGAAUUCCCAAGUGAAUUUGCACCUGUCUCGAGCUGGAGAAUUGGUAUACCCCAUCCAUGCGGCAGCAGCCUAUGGAUGCCCCCAGCUGGUCCGCAUACUUUUGGCGGCGGGCGCGGACCCAGCGCAAGAGACCUCCGAGGGACGACGGGCCAUUGACUUUGCCAGGGCGGCCAAUCAAGGUAGAUCACAUGAGGAAGUGAUGGAUUUGCUGGGCAAUGGCGUGCAGAUCCUGAAUUUUCGCUCGGCCAUUUCCGUGAUGAAGAUGCAAGUCAUGGAGGGGAGGUUGCAACCGCUGGAAGAGACAUGUGGAGAUGAAGGUGACCUCCUUGUUGUGACUCUUUGAUGUCUGGACGCGUGAAGGGGGGGUGUCUCCUUUCCUGUCCUAGCAGCUUGCAGCAAUUGACAUAUCCUCAAAUUUGGCUGUCUCAGUGGCAGACCAAGUUGUACAGCCAAGGGGCUGUGAGAGAAUCUUGCCACUGCAAGAUUGGCAUUUGCCACUUGCUAGGACAAGACUGGUUUGAAAGGGUAAGCUUUGGUCCCCAGGUCCAGACCUCCCUGACAUCCGUUGGCUGCCAAGGGGCGGUCAACAAGUUUUAACACUCAGUGUUGGCAUUGUGCCACAUGCCGGAAGAAGACUUCAUCUUUGGCUGGCAUUUUUUGAGCCAGCCAGAUCCACAUCAUUUUCAUAGGCGCGGAAUGCAGAACGCAUGGCAGCCACAAGUCUUAGACCGGCCUCCGAUCUUUACCUCCGCUCACCGAGCUGUGAA